This is a messenger RNA of Choloepus didactylus (southern two-toed sloth), 692 nucleotides long. It is a transcript of the gene S100A3, whose product is annotated as S100 calcium binding protein A3. Gene Ontology annotation, cellular component: cytoplasm. The coding region runs from base 89 to 394 and encodes 101 amino acids. Gene Ontology annotation, molecular function: transition metal ion binding; calcium ion binding. The record is from RefSeq and is a predicted model, not a curated record. The transcript is spliced from 3 exons. Lineage: Eukaryota; Metazoa; Chordata; Mammalia; Pilosa; Megalonychidae.
CUCACAUGGAAACAGCGCUCGCCUGCCUGGCUGCUUAGGGUUUCCCGGGCUGGAGGCAUCAUCCCGGAAGGGUGGAGGGAGGGUAAGGAUGGCCAGUGCCAUGGAGCAAGCAGUGGUUACCAUCGUGAACGCCUACGAGAGACAUGCAGGUAUCAGAGGGGACAGAUACACGCUCAGCCAGGGGGAGCUCAAGGAGCUGCUGCAGAAGGAGCUGCCCACCUGGUGCCCGACCGAGCUUCGGGAGGAGGACUACAAUAAAUUCAUGAGUCUUCUGGACACCAACAAGGAUUGUCAGGUGGACUUUGUGGAGUACAUGCGCGCAAUUGCCUGCCUCUGCCUCUACUGCCACGAGUACUUCAAGAACUGCCCCCCCGAUCCCCCCUGCUCCCAGUAGCCUCUGAGCUGGAAGGAUGGGAGGUCUGGACUUGCUCCAUCUCUGCCCCCGAGGUGGUCCUGGGCAUGUCACAAACAGUCUCCCACGGCCCUCCCUGCCCUCCUUCCUGUAUCCCUUUUAAUGGGGAAUCUGCCAGGUUCGCCCCCGAAUGCUUCCCCAUAUCACAGGCUGCACAGCUUGUGAGCGGUCCAGCAGGAAAGAGCCCCACCGCGCCCCGGGCCCUGGUCUCCUUCCUCCUCCCCUGCCUCCCUGCCUAUGGUCUGCUUUAGGGAAGUCAAGGCCCAGCAGAGUGUGGACG